AUAACGUGAUGAGGUGAUGAGAAUGAUUCAAUGACGAAUGACCAGAAUCGUCGAGGGAAGCAUUUGAAUAAUGGCAGUAGGAGUAGUAGCAGCAGUUCAGAGCUGAUGGCGAUAGUGGUUGAGAAAAUUGACCCUGUAACAGUGGUGGCACAGCGACCAUCUCCAUCGUAUGAGCACGACUGCAAACUACGAAACUUGACCAACAACAACAAUAACAACGACAACAACCAUCAUCAUUAUUGUGUGAUAGAUGCCACUGCUGCUGCUGCUGCUGUUGGCACUACAAUGCGCGAUGAAGGACCUUAUCGCGGGGAUGCAGCAGCAACAACAACAGCAAUGUGCAACGGCGGCAGCUGCGGCCACCACCACUACUAGAGUGGCAAUACUACAUAAUGAUACUAGCAAUGGAGUGGAGAACAUCCCUUUGAACAACAAUGACGAAGACGGCGAAGACGACGACGACGACAACAGAUAAUAUAAUCUUGCUGCAUACACCAACCAAGGUACGCCAAAUGAGAAUUGUGAAUCUCAACGAACUGAACCUACACUACUGGUAGUAGGGAUUCACCUACAAGAAGGGGGAAAAGCGUCAAUUUUCUCACCAUACAGGGGAAAACAUAGAAAACAAGAUGAUUUACUACUUUCGUGGUCUCGCCAGAAAUCAUCAAGGAGUGGGAUAGUCACCAUAUUGUCCAUCGCUACAACUGAUAAUAUAAUGGGAUUCAAGAAUAUGAAAACGAUCUUAGCACUACUGAAAUCAUCACGUAUUCAUCAAUCACCACAGCAGCAGCAGUUCUAAGUCGUUGAAACAUCAGAACAACAGAGUCACAGAAAAAAGUUCACCGCAGCCUUUUAGUAAGGAAGCGAUUCAGGUUUCUCCUCAGAAAAUCGAAAUCCAC
Messenger RNA from Perkinsus marinus ATCC 50983, 899 nucleotides. RefSeq lists its product as hypothetical. The transcript has a single exon. The record is from RefSeq and is a predicted model, not a curated record. Lineage: Eukaryota; Perkinsozoa; Perkinsida; Perkinsidae. Bases 31 to 375 code for a protein of 114 amino acids.